Varanus komodoensis (Komodo dragon) is the source of this 1330-nucleotide messenger RNA. RefSeq names its product cholinergic receptor nicotinic beta 3 subunit (gene CHRNB3). Gene Ontology annotation, cellular component: neuron projection; postsynaptic membrane; synapse. The transcript has 4 exons. Gene Ontology annotation, biological process: chemical synaptic transmission; signal transduction; regulation of membrane potential. Bases 53 to 1294 code for a protein of 413 amino acids. Gene Ontology annotation, molecular function: transmembrane signaling receptor activity; acetylcholine-gated monoatomic cation-selective channel activity. The record is from RefSeq and is a predicted model, not a curated record. NCBI's taxonomy places the organism in Eukaryota, Metazoa, Chordata, Lepidosauria, Squamata, Varanidae.
ACAACUGGCAGUGUUAGUCCAAAGAGGUGUGCCGUUAAAGGUUAACUAUUUUAUGCACAAAUUCUAUUGGGAACCCCAUCCCUGUAAUGCUCUGAAAGAAAACAGUGACUUAUGCUUUUUCCUUUCCCAGGAUGAAAAGAAUCAGCUAAUGACAACCAAUGUAUGGCUGAAACAGGAAUGGAUUGACCACAAAUUGUGCUGGAAUCCUGAAGACUAUGGUGGGAUCACAGCAAUUCGGGUCCCAUCUGAAUCCCUGUGGCUCCCAGAUAUUGUUUUGUUUGAAAAUGCGGAUGGCCGCUUUGAAGGUUCGUUGAUGACAAAAGCCAUCGUCAAAUAUAAUGGGAUAGUAGUCUGGACACCUCCAGCAAGUUAUAAAAGUUCCUGCACUAUGGAUGUAACCUUCUUCCCAUUUGACAGGCAGAAUUGCUCAAUGAAGUUUGGAUCAUGGACCUAUGAUGGCAGUAUGGUCGACUUAAUCCUAGUAGAUGAAAAUGUGGACAGGACAGACUUCUUUGAUAAUGGCGAGUGGGAAAUCCUAAAUGCGAAGGGAAUGAAGGGAAACCGGAAAGAUGGCUUGUAUUCCUACCCUUUCAUCACCUAUUCUUUUGUUUUAAGACGCCUCCCUCUAUUUUACACCCUCUUCUUAAUCAUCCCAUGCUUGGGAUUAUCUUUUUUAACAGUGCUUGUUUUUUACUUGCCUUCUGAUGAGGGGGAAAAACUGUCACUCUCGACUUCUGUCUUGGUCUCCCUUACUGUUUUUCUCUUAGUCAUUGAAGAAAUCAUCCCCUCUUCCUCCAAAGUUAUCCCUUUGAUUGGGGAAUACUUGUUGUUCAUCAUGAUUUUUGUAACCCUAUCAAUCAUCGUGACUGUUUUUGUCAUUAAUGUGCACCAUCGUUCAUCAGCAACCUACCAUCCAAUGGCUCCUUGGGUGAAAAGACUCUUCCUCCAGAAACUCCCCAGGCUGCUCUGCAUGAAAGGGCAUAUAGAUCGCUAUUCAUUCUCAGAUCCUGAAGGGACGCUGAAACAAAAGCCAGCAAGAAAGCAUAAACACAAGCAAUUCAAGGACAGAGAAAAAAUUGUGAUUGCAUUCUUGGAAAAGGCCGCUGAUUCCAUCAAGUAUAUCUCCAGGCAUGUUAAGAAGGAACACUUCAUCAGGCAGGUAGUACAAGACUGGAAGUUUGUAGCUCAGGUCCUUGACCGCAUCUUCCUGUGGCUAUUUUUGGUGGUGUCUGUGAUGGGCUCCAUUCUUAUAUUCACUCCUGCUUUAAAGAUGUGGUUGCAUAGUGGUUUGUAGAAGCACGCCCUUAUGGGAGAAUUUGCUGAAGGAAAA